AUGGCUCCGUCGGCAGUCAGCGUUGACGGUGUUAACGGAGCCGCGCAGUCCAACGGGCACAGUACCGGCACGCAGCUCAAAGCAACCGCCCCUGUGUUUCAUCCGGCCGCAACGGUAGAUCGAUCGAGGUACCAUGUCUCGUCAUCUACUGAAGCGAUCGACACCGAGCAUGAAUAUGCCGCCCACAACUAUCAUCCCUUGCCGGUCGUUAUUGCGCGCGGAUCGGGAACGACAGUGUGGGAUCCUGAGGGUCGACAAUACCUUGACUUUCUCUCCGCGUACUCCGCCGUCAAUCAAGGCCAUUGCCACCCAGAGCUGGUCAAGGCCCUUGUUGAACAGGCAUCCACACUGACCCUGAGCUCGAGAGCAUUCUAUAAUGAUGUUUUCCCACGCUUUGCUGAGUUCGUUACGAAAUACUUCAACUUCGACAUGGUUCUGCCCAUGAACACUGGCGCCGAAGCCGUGGAAACGGCCAUCAAAAUCGCCAGGAAGUGGGGCUACAAGUCCAAGAAGAUCCCUCAAGGAGAAGCUCUUGUUCUCGCUGUAGCCGAGAACUUCCACGGCCGGACUUUCUCUGCCAUUUCCAUGUCCACCGACCCUGAAUCCCGAGAGAACUACGGCCCUUACCUGCCGGGUGUGGGCAGUAUCUCCCCGGCUACUGGUGAAGUGAUUCCCUACAACGACGUAGACGCUGUACGUGCUGCUUUCGAGUCACACGGUGACAAGAUCGCGGGAUUUCUCGUCGAACCAAUCCAAGGUGAAGCCGGCAUCGUUGUACCCAGCGACACCUAUCUAUCCGAGAUCCGCGCUCUGUGCGACAAGCAUAAUGUACUUCUGAUCUGCGAUGAGAUUCAAACCGGCAUUGCCCGCACGGGCAGACUUCUCUGCCACGAAUGGGCAGGCAUCAAGCCGGACAUGGUUCUUCUGGGAAAAGCCAUCUCAGGGGGCAUGUAUCCCGUCUCGUGUGUCCUGGGACGUAAAGAUGUGAUGCUCACCGUCGAGCCUGGUACGCACGGGUCGACGUACGGCGGGAACCCCCUUGGCUGCGCCGUGGCUAUCCGGGCCCUCGAGGUGGUACGCGAAGAGAACAUGGUAGAAGCGGCCGAGAGGUUAGGCCACAUCUUCCGCGAUGGCCUACGUGGUCUCAACUCCCCGCUUAUUACGGUCAUUCGAGGCAAAGGCCUACUCAACGCCAUUGUUAUUGACGAAUCCAAGACGAAUGGCCAUAGCGCAUGGGACCUCUGCAUGCUCAUGAAGGAGAAAGGUCUACUGGCCAAACCCACCCAUCAGAACAUCAUCCGCCUUGCUCCGCCCUUGGUGAUUACCGAAGAUGAGGUGAAGCGUGCUCUGGCGAUCAUUGGGGAGGCUCUCAGCGAAUUGCCCAAUCUCAGAGGACAGAAGGAGGACGAGAUCAUCCCUGCCGAGGAAAGGAAUGUCAAGAUCCAGGUGGAGAAUUGA
Molecule: messenger RNA, 1458 nt
Organism: Capronia epimyces CBS 606.96
Lineage: Eukaryota; Fungi; Ascomycota; Eurotiomycetes; Chaetothyriales; Herpotrichiellaceae
Product: ornithine aminotransferase
Exons: 3
Coding region: 1-1458 (485 amino acids)
Cellular component (GO): cytoplasm
Molecular function (GO): L-ornithine transaminase activity; pyridoxal phosphate binding; identical protein binding
Source: RefSeq, a predicted model, not a curated record